CUUCCGACAGCUCAAAAGUCUGUCGCAGUCGCCCUCUGUGCUUUACCACCACUUCACAAUCUGGUGCGGUGCAUGUGCUACCUUUACUCCAAGCCGGCCAUUCAAAAAUGACUCGCCAGUUUUGGCUUCCGACAGUUCAAAAGUCUGUCGCAGUCGCCCUUCGUUCUCAACCAAGUUGUGGUUUAUAG
This is a messenger RNA of Funneliformis caledonium, 188 nucleotides long. Lineage: Eukaryota; Fungi; Glomeromycota; Glomeromycetes; Glomerales; Glomeraceae. The record is from the annotation of a GenBank genome assembly.